CGUUGAAUAUUGCUGAACUUUACGCGGCAGACGCGUUACAAACUACAGUGUGCGACUUGUUAAAUGAAAAUACGCUAUUUCAACCUUUUAGACAGAAGCCUACAAUACGUUGCCUAUAACGUGUUGUGUACUUCCGUGUUGUGCACUUCCACCUUUACUUUUUCCCCUACUCUUUCCACUUGUAUGAAAAUAUAAUCAGUCUUGUUUUGAUAUUUAACUGAAUCGGUCAACAAAUAACAGCAAAAAAUGGCAAGCUUCAUUUGUGAAAUUUGUGAAAAAGUUUUUACUCAGAAGUCGUCACUAAAAAGGCAUACGAGAUUGCAUCACGAUGGUCCAUUAUCAUCAUCGUUGAAGUGUACACCAUGCAACUUAAUUUUUCGCUCUCGGCAGGAAUUGUUAAGUCAUAGACACCGAAUUGAACAUAGUGAAAAUAAAGGAAACACUGUUUAUUGUCCGGAGUGUAAAUCAAAUAUACAGGAAAAAAAUUGGCCACUACAUUUACGUACAAACACUCAUAAAGCAAAUUGUGUUCAACAAAUUGAUAAUAAUAAUAUAAAAUGCAUUAGAUCAUCUUUCACGAAUCGCAUAGCUACAUAUAUAUGCGAAAAUGAAGAUAAAUCAAAUAUAAUUGUGGAAGAUUUUUUAAGUACAAUUAAAGACAAAAUAAUUGAGUUGCUGCAACAAAAUUUACAAAAACAUAUGUCGAUAAAAUUCAAUUUUGAACUGAUUUGUAAUUACGUGUUAAUUAAAAAUGAAACAUCUGAAACUGGAGAGAUAUCGCAUCAAACUAAAAUGCAGAUAAUAGACUCAACAACAACAUCGCAAGAUUUACAACAACAUUACUCAAAUCAUUGUGAUAAGAUAAUAAAGAAAAUGGGUGAGUUUCAGGAGAGAGACAGUGGAUGGACCUUAUUGGAUAUUGCGAAUUUAAAACUAAAUAUAAAUAAAUACGAAUGUUUAAAAGGUUCAAAUUAUAUUAAAUUGCCAGAAAAGAUAAUGCGAAAGAAAGCUUGCAUUAAUAUAAAUAAUAAGGACGAAUACUGCUUCAAAUGGGCCAUAAUAUCUGCAUUAUUUAAAGUAAAAACCCAUGUUAAUUUGUGGAAAUCUUAUGAUAUUAAUGAUAGAAUUAAAGAUGAAAUGAUAACGCUAAAAAACGGAAGGGUUUUAAAUUUUAAAAGUUUAAAAUUUCCCUUAGCCGUUAAUAUGAUAAAGAUAUUUGAAGAAAAUAACCCCGACAUCAGCGUCAAUGUUUUCGGAUUGGAAGGGGACAAUGUUGUGGGUCCGUUCUACUUCACACAGAAAGAAAAGAAAAUCCACAUUAAUUUGUUAUUAUUAGAGGAAGACGAACGGGUUCAUUAUGUGUGGAUAAAAAAUAUAUCAAGAUUGCUGAGAAGUCAACUAACAAAACGUAAAGGUGCAAUAUAUGUAUGUAAUACAUGUCUCAUCCACUUUCAUAAUGAACCAGCCUUAUUAAAACACAAAGAGGGAUGCAACAAAAUGGUUACUAUAAUGCCGAAAUCAGGUGAUAACAUUCUCAAUUUCAAAAAUUUUAAGAACCAAUUGGAUGUACCGUUUGUCGUUUAUGCUGACUUUGAAUGCAUUUUAGAAUCAACAAAUUUCAAGAAUUCUACUAAAGUUGAGUCGGUACAAAAGCAUAUCCCAUAUGCAUAUAGUUACUAUAUUAAGUGUUCAUUUGACUCUAGUUUAGACAAGUUUAGAAUAUAUAGUGGUGAAGAUUCUCCAAAACAUUUUUUUAAAAGUUUAGUAGCUGAUACUUCAGAUAUUUAUAAUAACCAUUUAAGUGUAAAGAAAACAAUGAAUUCUUUAACGCCAUCUCAAGAAAGGAAACAAAAUGAAGAUACAACAUGUCAUAUUUGCGAGAAAUUAUUAGAUAAUGAUAGAGUGGCAGAUCAUUGUCAUUUAACGGGUGAAUACAGAGGCCCUGCUCACAAUAAAUGUAACUUAGAAUAUCAAAUAGCAAAAUUCAUCCCUAUAUUUUUCCACAAUCUUUCGGCAUAUGAUUGCCAUUUGUUUAUUAGAGAACUUUCAUCUAUUAAAGGUGAUAUAAAUAUUAUUCCUUUAAAUAAGGAAUUAUAUAUAUCAAUAUCAAAAAGAAUUUCAGUGAAUGAAAAAGACACAAUUGAAUUACGUUUUCUCGACUCAUUUCGAUUCAUGGCAUCAAGUUUAGAAAAAUUAGCUAGUUACUUAUCCGAUGAUGACUUAAAUAUUGUAAAAUCAGUGUAUAGUAAUAGUAAUGAAUUUAGUCUAAUGAAACGUAAAGGUGUUUUUCCCUAUGAUUAUAUAGAUUCAGAGAAUCGACUUCAGGAAACACAAUUACCUCCUCCUGAAGUCUUCUUCAAUAAAAUGACUAAUGAGUCGUGCAGUGAAGAAGAAUAUCAACAUGCAGAAAAUGUUUGGAGUACAUUCCAGUGUAAAACUUUAUUAGACUAUUUACUUUUAUAUCUCAAAGCAGAUGUUCUUCUACUUUGUGAUGUAUUUGAAAACUUUAGGAAAGUUUGUAAAAACAUUUACAACUUAGAUCCUUGCCAAUAUUAUACUACACCUGGUCUGUCUUGGGAUGCAAUGUUGAAAACUACAAAAAUAGAAUUAGAACUAUUAACAGAUAUUAAUAUGUAUAAUUUUAUCGUUCGAGGUAUAAGGGGUGGUAUUGUUCAAUGCAGUAACCGUCAUUCCAUAGCCAAUAAUAAAUAUGUAAGUGAUUAUGAUUCCUCGAAGGAAUCAAAUUAUCUUAUAUAUUUAGAUGUAAAUAAUUUAUACGGUUAUGCAAUGUCUCAAUACCUUCCUUUUAAAAAUUUUGAAUGGGUUGAAAACAUUGAAAAUUUUAACUUAAAUGAUAUUAAAGACGAUUCUCCAAUAGGGUAUAUAUUAGAAGUAGAUUUAGACUACCCCAGUUCAUUACAUGACUACCAUAAUGACUUACCAUUUUGUGCAGAGACUAAAAAAAUUGCAACAAUGAAACAGAAAAAGUUAAUCACAGAUUUAAACAAUAAAACAAAUUACGUAAUUCACUACAAAAAUCUCCAACAAUGUAUUGAAAAUGGUUUAAUUUUAAAGAAAAUCCAUAGAAUUCUUAAAUUUAAUCAAUCAGAUUGGCUAAAAAAGUACAUCGAUUUAAACAAUCAGCAUAGAACAUUAGCAAAAAAUUCCUUUGAACAAAAUUUCUUCAAGUUACUAAAUAAUGCUGUAUAUGGUAAGACCAUGGAAAAUGUUGACAAGAGAAAAGACAUAAAAAUAGUCAGUGAAUGGGAGAACAGAGGUAAACGAUUAGGGGCUAGAGCUCUUAUAGCUAAACCGAACUUCCAUAGUAAGCUUGAAAUUAAUGAAAAUAUGGUUGUAAUCGAAAUGAGAAGAGCAAAAACCGUAUAUAAUAAACCGAUAUAUAUUGGGUUUUCAGUUUUAGAGUUAUCAAAAUGGAAAAUGUAUAAUUUUCACUACGAUUAUAUGAAACCUAAAUAUCUUGAUAACAUUAAUCUAAAUUACAUGGAUACAGAUUCAUUUAUAUAUGAUAUCAGAACAAAUGACUUGUAUGAUGAUAUUCGAAAUGAUAUUACUACUCAUUUCGAUACAUCUGCAUAUCCGAAAGAUAAUAUUUAUAAUAUCCCGCUUGUAAAUAAAAAAGUAUUAGGAAUGAUGAAAGAUGAGUGCAAUGGCAAAGUUAUUAAGGAAUUCAUUGGUUUAAGGGCAAAAAUGUAUUCAGUUAAAAUUGAUAGGGUUGAAAAAGAAAUUAAAAAAAUUAAAGGUGUUAAACAGUAUGUAACAGCUAAACUAUCAAUUAAUAAUUUCAGAGAAUGUUUACAAGAGAAAAAACUAUAUCAUGACUCCAUGUAUAUAUUUAGAUCUAAGGUACACCAAAUUUACACUCAACACAUACGUAAGUUAACUUUAAGUUAUUUAGAUGAUAAGAGAUUUAUAAGAGAAAAUGGUGUUGAAACAUAUGCAUGGGGUCAUUAUGGAAUUAAUUCAUCAGAUUCUGAAAUAAAACCAUUAAAUUUAAGCGAUAACAGUAAUAUUAUGGAGGAAGAUGAUGAUAUUAUUCUUGAUAAAGAUAUGUAAAUUAUGUAAUUUAUUAGUAAUAUGUAAUAUGAAAAAAAUAUAUAAA
Lucilia sericata (common green bottle fly) is the source of this 4120-nucleotide messenger RNA. RefSeq lists its product as uncharacterized. Lineage: Eukaryota; Metazoa; Arthropoda; Insecta; Diptera; Calliphoridae. The record is from RefSeq and is a predicted model, not a curated record. The transcript is spliced from 2 exons. Bases 247 to 4074 code for a protein of 1275 amino acids.